UAGUCUGAGGACAUUCUGUGUUGCUGCUUGUUGUUCGGGGAAUAGAAUCCCACUGUUGAGCAUCUCGCCUGUUGUCCGUGGAGGCGGUGAAAACCCUGGAAUCGGAUGAAAUCCUCCAGGAGAGGUGGAAAUAACAAGCCUGUGUUCAGCUGUGGGCCCGCGGGUGGUCCUCGGACCCCACUUUGGGAAACCGUCCACCCCACCGCAGCCCCCAGCUCUUGCAGCUCUUAAACCUCCACGAAGUUAAGGAGGACAUUUCCUGUCCGUGCAGCCGAGGUGAGGUGAGCCAGCCCCGGGUCCACUCUGACCACUCCACCCGUGCGUAAAAGGUGGAGGACGCCGAGCGCAGCGCAGGUGUGACGGAUGCAAGGAGCGGGUAGGUAGGCGGGUGCCGCCCGGUGAAGAAGAAGGGAGUGCAUGACUGUUACCAUCUUGCAUUCAUCCCUUUGAUGAGCUGGUGCAAGUGAACAAUAGGAGGCAUAUUUUCAUGAAUGAGGAGUGUGAUGACUAAAAGUUCACCUGCGCUCUCGUGUGUCUGCGCUAAAGAGGAGUUUUUUUUUUUAAAGUGGCUUCAUUAGUGUCCGCCUGUUUGAAACUCGCCCUCAUUCAUGUCAUCGGGCCAUUAGGAGCAGAAUUGGCCCCGACGGUGCAGCUCGGAUAAUCAGUUUCUGUGAUGGAGUGGCGUGAGCAGUCCUCUGUCGGCUGCGACGAAGCCUUCUCAGAGGCGCAGAGAUGGAUUGAGGCAGUGACCAAGAAAACAUUCGGGAGCAACGACUUCCGAUCAGCACUGGAGAAUGGAGUUCUGCUGUGUGAUCUGAUCAACAAAAUCAGGCCUGGUGUCGUCAAGAGGGUUAACAGGCUGCCCACGCCGAUCGCUGGACUGGACAACCUCAACGUCUUCCUCAGGGCCUGCGGCAAGCUUGGACUAAAGGAGGCUCAGCUCUUCCACCCCGGAGAUCUUCAGGACUUAUCCACGAGAGUUACAGUCAAGCAUCAAGAGACCAACCGGAGGCUGAAAAAUGUGUUGAUCACCAUUUUCUGGCUCGGCAGAAGAGCUCAGUGCGACAGAGUCUACGAUGGACCUCACCUGAACUUCAAGGCAUUCGAGGGAUUAUUGGGCACAGCACUGUACAAGGCUCUGCAGGAGUCGUCCAGUCAGAAAGGCAGCAACGUCAGAGACAGUGGUUUUGGAGAUAGCUGGUACUCUGAGCGAGAGGAGCUCUACCAACUGAGAGAAGGAGGAGGAGGAGGCAGCGGCGGCAGCGGACACAGGAGAGACGACUCCCUGGACAGUUUGGACUCUUUGGGAUCCCGACCUCACAGCAUCUCCUCCGACACCACCCUUAAAGGCAGCAGCGAGGGUUGUUGCAGUGACACCGAGGCCGACUCCGUCUUCAGGAUGGCUGAGAACAAGGACGGCCUCAGUUACCGGCGGUCAGUCGUCAUCACGCCCAAGACCACCACCCAGUUCAACCAGUUUCUGCCCAGUAAGGACAAAACUUCGGGUUACGUGCCCGCUCCUCUGAGGAAGAAACGGGCAGAGCGCCACGAGGACAACAGGCGUAGCUGGGCCAGCCCCAUAUACACGGAGCAUGACGGCACACUCACCAGUCAAGCGCCCCAGAGUUCCUCGCCCGACGCUCAGCUACAGUGGGCGUACGAGUACGAGAGCGGCAGUGAGUCAGACGUAGACCGGCCGGACCCGGAUCUGGUUCUGGACGAUCUGGCCAGCAGACGCUUCCAUAGCCCCUCCCCAGCUCCCCCCACCAACUUCGCCGUGCCCAUCAGUCCCCAGGCAGGAGGGAGGGCAGCUGAAGGUGGGAGGGGCUCCUCGCCCAAGGUCACUAUGGCUCCCACUGUGGCCGCUCAACAGAAUGUGGCCUGCCUCAGCGGUGGCGGCAUCGACGGCGGGGAAACGCCGCCACCCCACCACAGCUCCGUGAGGGUGGACCACCGCCGAGCCGUUAGGACUGACAGCGUGUUCGGGGAAAUUUACGACGACUCUGAGGAUGACGACGAUGAUGUGGGCUAUGCCGACCCCGUCCAAGAUGAUCUCUACACCCGCAAGAUGGGUGUCAAACCGGAGCCUUUGGGUAACGUGUCUUAUGACAAGUUCUUACCCAAGUUCUGGACACCUGAGGAAGACGUUCACAUACAGAAGAUCAAACUGGGCUCUCAGACGAGGCCCUGGUAUAAGAAGAUGCAAGGCUUCAGCCCUAAGAAGACGAUUUCUUCGUCAGACGAUUCGGACUGUGACACCAGUCCUCGGCUCUCCUCCGCCCCCUCUCCCUGCGGCCCCUCUCCCUCUCACUCCCACACACACAAGGCCUCGGCUCACACCGCCCUCGUUGUGGGGAAAAGUUCUCACAUCCAACCACACACUCCCCCACAGCUCCCCGAGACACAGCCCCCUCUGUUACAGCCUCCCCCUCUGGUGUUCCCCCCAGUGGACCCCACCUCAGGUCCCUGGCUGGUCAAAUGCGAGAGGUGGCCUCUCCUGGGGCGCCACGACCCCAGGGAGCCGCCAGACCCUUUUGAUUAUGAGGGCAUGUUCCCCGACCUGGAGAACGAUGACAUGUUUGCCAGGCGGACCCUGGCCUUCCAGUCCAACACGGACCUGGCCAUGAUGAAGUCUCAGCUGCCCCACAAACGCCGACUCUACACAUCUGAGCCGCAACUCAAUAUCAUCACCCAGCAACACGGCCGCGGCGGCACAGAGGAGAGCGACUUCCCUGACAUCGAGCAGGACGAUGUGGUGUAUCGUAAGGAGAAAACCCAGCAGACUCAGCGACCACUCUCGGGAGCCCCUGACAACUACGCCCCCAUGCCCAUCCCGGAGCCGUGGGCUCUGCCUCCCGACCUCAAAGCCAAGCUCCUCUGCCCGCCGUGCCCUCUGACCCAGAAAGCGGCAACAAAUAAAGAGGAUCAGGUUGAGAUGGAGCCGCGUCCUAAAACGGAUGACAUGCUGAUUCGUAAACUUGGAGCUUGUUUUGAUCAGAAUCAAUCAGCCAAUCAGAUGACUCCCUCAGUGCCUUCUUCCUGUAGCGAAGGUGACCUGCAGAGGUGGCAGGCUAUCAGGGAAGCCAGCCGGCUGAGAUAUAAGAAGAGGCUCUUGGUGGAGAGGCUAGCUCAAGCACCUGCUGACAGUGGGAGCAAAUCAACAAGUGAUAUCCAGGUCGACUCCACCGUCGCCCGGCAGGUUCGCUACGAAGAGCUGCAGAAGCACCGCGAGCAGAUAAAGGAUACUGAGGACAAGUGGCAGGAUGACCUGAGCAAAUGGAAGAACCGGCGCAGGAGCGUCAACUCUGACAUCGUGAAGAAGAAAGAGGAGCGUGACCAGAUCGAGCAGGUUACCAUCGGCGGUAACAGGAGGUCCAAGACCUUCAAGGAGAUGCAAGAGGAGAGAGACAAUAAAGGGAAAAAAAGCCUUGGCAGUCGUCUCGGAUCUCUGGCUUACCUGGACGACGAGGAGGACGUGUUUGAGAGACCCGUCACCUCCCCUCGUACCCGAACCCUCCCCGCCAGGAGCUUCACUAUUGACACUCCUUACAAUUAUUUCGAGCCCUCUGAGCCUUCUCUGAAAGAGGACGACCCACCUGCUGCCUCCCCAGCCACGGGCAGGGCCGCUUCCCCUCCCACCUCGCGGCGAGUCGACGUUGUGGACCGUCCUGCAGGCAGAGACGCCACGACCACCAUCACUCCCAACCUCCCUCCCUCCAGCCGAGGCUCUCUCCUCAACUCUGCUGCAGGUGCACCUUUACAGAGGAGUGCCAUCUCAGAACGCAGCAGACCCACCAAGACAGAGGAGAAAACCACGACUGUUGUCUCAGAACGCAGCAGACCCACCAAGACAGAGGAGAAAACCACGACUGUCGUCUCAGAACGCAGCAGACCCACCAAGACAGAGGAGAAAACCACGACUGUCGUCUCAGAACGCAGCAGAACCACCAAGACACAGGAGAAAACCACGACCGUCGUCUCCUCCUCCAGCGCCCUACAAAAGGUGGCAGAGCCGAGACGCCCAUUCUUGCGCGCACAAACGGAGGUGGAGGCCCCCUCCCCUGGUUUUCUGUACAAACAACAACCGCAGCCCAGCUCGAUGGAACCCAAACCUCCCGGGGUGUCUCAUGUUUCCGCCUCCCUCCCCAGGAGCUACCAGAAAUCGGAUAGCGCACGUCUAACCUCAGUUGUCACGGCAAGGCCCUUCGGGACCCAGGCCUCCCGCAUCACCUCACUUCCGCGAGUCUUCGCAAUGGGCGACCCUAACAAGCGCGUCAACGGCGACGCCUCUAAGAAGUCGUCGGUGCCGAGCCGCUAUCACCAGUUCAUGACCCCCGAGGACGAGGCUCACUCCAGCUCGGCCCACAGCAGUGAAGAUGAGGAGGAAGAGGAGGAGGAGGAGGCAGUGGUGACAUGGGGCAAGACCGCGCCGAAGAGUGUCACCUUGACUCAGAGCACCUCACCCGUCCCUGCUCCUCCAGUCAGGAGAGAAGCUCCAGUCACUCCUGCUCCAGUCAGUCCUGCUCCAGUCAGUCCUGCUCCAGCCAAAGAAAGCAGCCAGGAGAACUACUGCGACAUGCGGAUCAACCUGAACCAGAAGCCCAACAGCAGCAGAGACUUUGGCUUCCAGGCAGCCUGGGACUCAACCGGAGCUCGCGUCACGACCAUUGCGCCAGGCAGCCCGGCUGAGAUGUGCCAGCUCCAGGCCGGAGACGAGGUGCUGUCGGUGAACAGCCAGCAGGUGGCAGAAAUGAGCUACACAGACUGGAAGUCCUGCAUGGAGGAGGCGCUGCAGGAUGGCAGCCUGGUCAUGGAUGUUCGCCGUCAUGGCAAAAACAACUGGGACAGAGACCAACCUUCCCUGCCAUUUAAAAGCCAUAAGACCAUCAAUCUGACCAGUAUGGAUCCGAUACUUCUAGGUUCCCCUGAUUCGAACACUGCAAACUCCAGCCUGGAUUUCACCUCGCGCAUGACCUCGGAAACCCUGCUGCCCAAAGAGCUCACCGCCAACCCAGUAGUCGAUUUGGCUUCAAAUGGAGUUAAUGGAAGUUUCUAUCAGAAGUCGGUGACCAUGAGGAACAAAGAGUCAGAACCCAUAUCUUUGAAAAACUUAAAACGGCGGUCAGAGUUUUUUGAACAAGGCGGCUCAGGGUCCAGUGUCAGUGCGCUGGUCUACCUCUGUGGAGGAUCAGAGUCUGCGAUGCCAGAUAUGCCUGUUCCCUCAAUCACUCCCUCCUCCAGCCGCUGGUCCUGGGACCCAGAGGACGAGCGCAGGAGACAAGAGAAAUGGCAGAAGGAACAGGAGCGCCUCCUACAGGAGAAAUAUAAGCGCGACCAGGAGAAGCUGCAGGAGGAGUGGCUGAAGUCUCAGGAGGAGAUCGACAACCCCGUGGACCAACCAGAUUUUGCAAAGCCCGGCAGCCUGGAGGGGAACAGCCACAGCGUCAGCCCACACUCGCCACUCUUUCCUGUCAACCAGCCCACUUCUUCUCAGCGGGAAGAGGAAGAGAGAAAGAGGAAGGAGGAGCAGGAGCAGGAGCGCCGAAGGCAGGAGGAGGAGAAGAGGAAGCGGGAGGAGGAGGAGCAAGAGCUGCGGCGUCUGCGGGAGGAGAGGGAGAGGAAGGAGAGGCAGGCGGAGGAGGAGAGGAAGAGGAGGGAGGAGGAGAGGAAGAGGAGGGAGGAAGAGGAGAGGCAGGCGGAGGAGGAGAAGAAGAGGAGGGAUGAGGAGGAGAGGGAGAGGAGGAGGAGUGAGGAGGAGGAGAGGAAGAGUAGGGAGGAGGAACUGAGGAGGAGAGAGGAGCAGAGGGAGGAGGAGCGGAGGUGGCAGGAAGCUUCGGAGCAGCAGCGCAGAGAGCGGGAGCGAGCCUUCCAGCAGCAGCAGCUGCAGCAGCAGCAGCAGCAGCAGCAGCAGCUGCAGCAGCAGCAGCAGCAGUGGGCUGCUGGCUCCGAUGGCUUUAACAUGCAUCCUCCACUGUCCUUUACUGACAGGGUAAAAUCCCAAUCGUCUCCUCAGCUCGACGAAGAGGAAAAACCUCAGAGGAGAGGUGUGAACGUGCAGCCGGGGGGCAUGGCCCACUGGCUGCUGGAGAAGCAGUUGAGGAGUGAGCGUGACAAGCAGGCCCGGAGUCAGAGGGCUGCGUCAGAGCUGGAGAUGGAGCGCAGGAACAUCCUCAACGCCAUGAGAUACAGAGAGCCGGAGAGAGUGACAGGUGGAAGUGGACUAGAUGAGAGGAAGGGACAGCAGCCCCUGUCGCAUGCUGAGCUGGAGCGGCAGCAGAUCCUGAACGAGAUGAAGAAGAAAGCACCACUGCUGACGGACAGCAGCUGGAUCCGCCAGCGCUCCGCUGCCAUGGCCGCCAACAAGGAGAGUGACUUGCCACCCAUGCGCAGGGGCGACUCUCUUGACAACUUGGACUCCUACAACUCAUGGCGCUCGUCAUGGACACCCAGAAGCAACUCUUAUGUCCAAAAUUACGCCCGGCCUCACUCUGCCCUCUCCGGCAGCUCUUCUUUUUACGGUGGCGGACAGGGGCUCCAGAGGCCCACUUCCUCCACCCUGCCCUCCUCCUACUCCAUGGGCUCCCUUCGAGGCGGGGCAGGAACCCCCUCGUCCCCCUGGUCCCAGCAGACACCUUCCCCCUCCUCUCUGUCACCCACCACCUCUCCGGAGCCUACGUCCGAGGCCGGUGCCCUUCAGCAGCAGAGCAGGUCAGUGAGUGGCAAGAAAAUCUGUACGUUCUGUGACAGCCCUCUGGGAAAGGGAGCGGCCAUGAUCAUCGAGUCCCUCGGGCUCUGUUAUCAUUUGACCUGCUUUAAGUGUAUCGACUGUACGGCUAACCUCGGAGGAUCGGAAGCCGGCGCUGAAGUCAGAAUACGAAACAAACAGCUCUACUGUAACUCCUGCUACAUGCGAUUCAAAACCGGCCUGCCAACCGCUAUGUGACGUCACUGUCCUCCAGCAGAUUGAUGAAGAGACUACUUGUGACAACAACCCAUGAACAUCGGAGCCGUCGCAAACAGCCGGAAACACUCGGCUCGUACACACUUCCAUUACCGACUCUAGCAAACUCCCUUUUGUCUCAUUGAGCAGAAUCAUGUUUUGUGUUUUUACAGUGUGCGAUUGAGAGGGUCUAAGCUUGCAAAGACGUUAUCUACUUUAACACGUUUAUAUCGUAUUAAGUAUUACAGCCGUGCAAAGUGUAAGGGUUGUGCAUGCACUAGAGGUUUUUUUUCAAUGUUUUAGCCGUGAAACUAGUCGAGCAAUAAACAGACUUUAAGAUCCCACAGGCGGGGGCUGUCAUAUGAGACAGAUUUUCAAGAUAUUGAGAGAGAACCCUGCAGGAUCGUCCUCUUCCUUCUCGUUUUCACGCUUUUGUUUUGUUUUCUGCUGAAUCUCGUGGUUAUAACAUGUUUGUCAGCCAAGGUGUUCUCGUCAUGUGUAUGUGCCUUUUUCAUUGGUAACAGGGAGAAGUGAUUAAGAUUAACAGAAUUAUUUCAAAAUAUAUUUAAAAAGAGAAACCUCUGCUCGGAUAGCACUUGUCUGGAGUUAUCGCUGAUAGAUGGAGGAUUGUACACAGAAGCAGGUUUCCAUGUGAAGAUUAUAUAUAUCCCAUUGAAUGGCAUUGAGGCAAAAUGGCAACAUUUGUAAAUAAAACGACUAAAUCCUCA
Molecule: messenger RNA, 7668 nt
Organism: Hippoglossus stenolepis (Pacific halibut)
Lineage: Eukaryota; Metazoa; Chordata; Actinopteri; Pleuronectiformes; Pleuronectidae
Gene: lmo7a
Product: LIM domain 7a
Exons: 35
Coding region: 674-6943 (2089 amino acids)
Biological process (GO): regulation of signaling; regulation of cell adhesion
Molecular function (GO): protein binding
Source: RefSeq, a predicted model, not a curated record